Messenger RNA from Vigna unguiculata (cowpea), 1132 nucleotides. Its product is annotated as hydroxyacylglutathione hydrolase cytoplasmic-like. Gene Ontology annotation, molecular function: hydroxyacylglutathione hydrolase activity. Lineage: Eukaryota; Viridiplantae; Streptophyta; Magnoliopsida; Fabales; Fabaceae. The record is from RefSeq and is a predicted model, not a curated record.
GUUUCGCAUUGAACUCAAACUAACUCAAAAAAGAACCAGAAGCUACCCUGUUUGUGUAGUGAAUCUUGAUAUCGUUUCUCCUAAAACUAAAGUAAUUUCACACAAACACAAACCAAACCAUGAAAAUCUAUCACGUUCCUUCUCUGCAAGACAACAAUUCCUUCUUAAUCUUUGACGAGUGCACGAAAGAAGGUGCUGUGGUGGACCCUAUAGAGCCCGAGAAGGUUCUAGAAGCUGCCGAUUCGCAUGGGGUCAAUCUCAAGCUCGUUCUCACCACGCAUCAUCAUGGGGAGCAUGCUGGUGGAAAUGAAAAGAUAAAGAAUUUGGUGCCUGGAAUUAGAGUCUAUGGUGGUUCGAUAGAUAACGUCAAGGGUUGCACCGAUAAGGUUGAAAAUGGUGAUAGAGUGUCCCUCGGGGCUGAUAUUAGUAUAUUGUGUCUUCACACACCAUGCCACACCAAAGGUCACAUAAGCUAUUAUGUCACCGGCAAAGAGGAGGAGCAACCGGCUGUUUUUACCGGAGAUACACUGUUUAUUGCUGGUUGUGGGAAAUUUUUUAAAGGAACUGCAGAAGAGAUGUAUGAGUCACUCUGUGUCACAUUAGGUUCGUUACCGAGGCAAACCCGAGUUUACUGUGGACACGAGUACGCAGUGAAGAACUUGCAAUUUGCUACGACAAUUGAACCAGAUAAUUUGAAGAUACAGCAGAAAUUAACAUGGGCCAAGAAUCAGAACCAAGCUGGCCAACCUACAACUCCCUCCACCAUUGAGGAAGAAAUGGAGACCAACCCAUUUAUGAGGGUUCACCUACCUCAGAUUCAGGGUGCAAGUCUCCAAUUGAAGCUUUGAGAGAGUUACGAAAGCUGAAAGACAAGUGGAGUUGUUGUGUUGCCGAAAGCUGAAAACUGAAAAACAGAUAUCAGAUACUUGUCAUGUUUGCACAAUGUAUCUUACGUUGGUUAGUCUAAUGCGAAGAUGUUCCAUUUCAUUCAUGUUAUAUACUUCUGAGCUUCAAAAAUAUUCUUUUCUCCUCUCUCUGACACCAUGUAACUUUCAACCGCUAAAUCUUAAUAAAAAAAACCACACAGAUACUAGGAAGAUUCUUUUCUAUCUGUGCUGUCAGAGAAAAUAAU